ACUCGACAGUGUUUUUCAGCGUCUUUUCCGGUUCCAACGGAAGGAGGCGCUUUCCUUUCCCCGUGCCGUCAGCGGACUACAACGUGUCGCGACAAAAUGGCACUUUAUAAUUUCAAGAAGAUUAUGGUGGUUCCCACCGCAAAGGAAUUCAUCGACAUCACUUUAUCCAAAACACAAAGGAAGACGCCCACGGUGGUACACAAGCAUUACCAGAUCCACCGCAUCCGACAUUUUUACAUGCGAAAGGUGAAGUUCACUCAGCAGAACUACCAUGACCGCCUCUCGCAGAUCCUCACCGACUUCCCCAAGCUCGACGACAUCCAUCCAUUCUACGCUGACCUGAUGAAUGUGUUGUAUGACAAAGACCAUUAUAAGUUGGCCUUGGGACAGAUAAACAUCGCCAAGAAUCUAAUUGACAAUGUUGCCAAAGACUACGUGCGCCUGAUGAAGUAUGGAGAUUCUCUGUACCGGUGUAAACAGCUGAAGAGAGCCGCUCUGGGUCGUAUGUGCACCAUCCUGAAACGACAGAAGUCGAGUCUGGAGUAUCUGGAACAAGUGCGCCAGCAUCUGUCCCGUUUGCCGAGCAUCGACCCCAACACGAGGACUCUGCUUCUGUGUGGUUACCCCAACGUCGGCAAGUCCAGUUUCAUCAACAAGGUGACCAGAGCAGAUGUCGAUGUCCAGCCGUACGCUUUCACCACCAAGUCUCUGUUCGUGGGUCACAUGGACUACCGAUACCUCCGCUGGCAGGUGGUGGACACCCCUGGUAUCCUGGACCACCCUCUGGAGGACAGGAACACCAUCGAGAUGCAGGCCAUCACGGCUCUGGCUCACCUGCGAGCGGCGGUCCUUUACGUCAUGGACGUAUCGGAGCAGUGCGGCCACAACCUGCAGCAGCAGCUGGAGCUCUUCAACAGCAUCAAACCCCUGUUCGCCAACAAGCCUCUCAUCAUUGUGGCCAACAAAUGUGAUGUGAGGAAGAUCAACGAGCUGCCUGAGGAGAACCAGAAAAUCUUUGCCGAUCUCUCUACCGAGGGAAUCUCUGUGAUUGAGACCAGCACCCUGACCGAGGAGGGAGUCAUGCAAGUUAAAAACGAGGCCUGCGACAGGCUCCUCUCCCAUCGGGUCGAAAACAAGAUGAAGGGCAAGAAGGUCCACGACGUUCUCAACCGACUCCACCUGGCCAUGCCCGCCAAGAGAGACGACAAGGAGAGGCCUCCGUUCAUCCCAGAGGGAGCCUUGACGCGCAAGAAGGCGAUGGAGGUGGACGCACCCAAACGCAAACUGGAGAGGGAUCUGGAGAUUGAGCUCGGCGAUGACUACAUCCUGGACCUACAGAAAUACUGGGAUCUGAUGAACGAAGACGAGAAGCACGAUAGGGUCCCUGAGGUGUGGGAGGGCCACAACAUCGCCGAUUACAUUGACCCUGAAAUCAUGAUGAAACUGGAGCUCCUGGAGAAGGAGGAGGAGCUGAAGGAGAAGGCCGGCGAGUACGACUCCGAUGACGAGAGCGAGGACGAAGAGAUGCAGGAGAUCCGCAUCCUGGCCAAACAGAUCCGCGAUAAGAAGCAGCUCAUGGUCAGGAAGUCCAAAGAUAAGGACGUGCACGGGCCACGCAUGCCCAGGACCGCCACCAAGGUUGAAAGAAAGAACCUAGAGAAGGAGAUGGGUGACCUCGGUCUGGACAUGGAUGACAAGGACGAUAGCCACUACGCACAGCAGGCCCGGCGGUCCCGAAGCGUCGCCAAGAAACGCAAGCGCGAAGUUUCCGUCACGCCGCUCUCCAAAACCCGCAGCCAGAGCGCCUCCCGUCCACCGCGGGACCAGUCUGGUUUACGUGAUCCAAAGAUGGCGAGGAAGGCAAAGAACAUGAUGAAGAACUCCCAGAGAGACAUGAACCGCCAAGGCAAGAAGGGAGAGGCAGACCGACACGUGUUUGACCUCAAACCCAAACACCUCCUGGCCGGGAAGAGGAAGUCCGGCACCCACGAUCGCAGAUAAAACGGCUAUUUCUGGACUGUUGAGACCCGGCCACUCUUUUUGGGAAAGAGAGGCUUCUGUGUGGAGACAGUAUUUGUGUCUUCAUUCUAUACAUUUCCCCCCAGCAGUAAAAAGAACAUGAAAUAUUUUUCCUUUUUUAAGCAAGGAAACUCAUGUAGUAUUUUUGUGACAUGGGAGCGUCAUCUUUGACGAUGUUGGCGCCAUAGAAAACUGUAAAGCUGCUGGGGAAAUGCACCAACCCAUGUAACUCAUUAGUAAUUAUAACAACAGUGUGUCUUUUAAUUGUCAGCCUUCACACUUUUGCUCACAAAAGAUCUCGUAAAACGGAACUAUAUGGAAAAGCAGCGACUCAGAAACCAGUUGUGUAAUAAUAAUAAUGUCUUAUUUUGUUAAUGCGGUUGUCAUGAUCAAAAAUUUACACCCUGAUUAACAGAAAAAAUACAUGUCAAAUAUUGUUGAGUUGUUAAACUCAUAUGCAUAUGAUUUCACAAGUUUCUUUUCCUCUUGGCAACAGCAGUUAAGUGACCCUGGCUGUGUGCCUUACAGCUUGUAUGUGGCUCAGGAAAUGCUGGGUUUAUUUUGGAUGAAGUGAUGAUGAUGAUCCUUUACAAUUCUCCCUGUGAUACAUAUUCACUAACAAGGGAGAGAUUAAUAAAUAUAUACAUGAACUAAA
Molecule: messenger RNA, 2674 nt
Organism: Sander lucioperca (pikeperch)
Lineage: Eukaryota; Metazoa; Chordata; Actinopteri; Perciformes; Percidae
Gene: gtpbp4
Product: GTP binding protein 4
Exons: 17
Coding region: 97-2001 (634 amino acids)
Biological process (GO): ribosomal large subunit biogenesis
Cellular component (GO): nucleolus
Molecular function (GO): GTPase activity; RNA binding; GTP binding
Source: RefSeq, a predicted model, not a curated record